Molecule: messenger RNA, 1661 nt
Organism: Somion occarium
Lineage: Eukaryota; Fungi; Basidiomycota; Agaricomycetes; Polyporales; Cerrenaceae
Source: the annotation of a GenBank genome assembly
GAUGCCCAUGUCAAGCCAAAAGCACUACAACAGGGUGUGAAAACGUCUUAUGAUAAACCAUCAGCAGCGUCUCGCCAACCAUCAGGAAUUCAAAGGCUCUGUUCGUCAACACGGACGUCGUGCUGAUAUAAUGAACAACUAGCCUGUAUCAAUGGCACACCCUCUUUAGUUCCACCAUGUCGAAGGACCCUACCCCUCAACCACAUACAAUGCGCGCAUGGACGUUCUCAUGUAGAGGCCUGCCUAAAGAUGUCCUCAAACUGGACUAUACUCACCCUGUUCCGCCUCCUCCCACUAAAGGUGACUUGCUCAUCCGUGUAUCCUACGUCGGCCUUAAUCCAGGAUGUGUCAUAAAUAUGUCUUUCAUACCUCCAUUUCUACGCCGUUUUCUUUCGGGUAAUCCUACUGCAAUCCCUGAAGGUGAAUUUGCCGGGGUAGUACAUUUGGCUGGUCCUUCCGCCCCUCCAAACUUUAGUCCAGGGACUCGUGUAUUCGGUAAUAUUCCAAUGAUGAGAUUAAUAGCGGGAUUGGGGACGCUGGCGGAGUACAUCAUCAUGCCUUCCUCAGGUGUUGCGGUUGUGCCCGCCAGUAUGAGUUUGGUGGAAGCAUCCGGAUUGAGUGGCGCUGGCCAGACAGCUAUGGACAUGUUCUUGCCAAUACGAGUAAAGGAAGGGCAUCGGGUGCUGGUCAAUGGCAGUAGCGGUGGUGUUGGUAUCAUGGCAGUGCAGAUAGCGAAGGCGAAAGGCGCAUAUGUCGUCGCAACGUGCUCUGAAGCAAGUUUCGAAUUGGUGAAAAGUCUAGGGGUAGAUGAGGUGCGUAUAGGUUACUUAUCCUGUUUUAGGAUUAAAAAAGAUCGGGUUUUGCAGGUAGUGGAUUACCGGGCCAAUGUUCCUCUGCAUGCACACCUUGCUGAUAAAUACGGCGGGAAGAACUCUUUCGAUUUCAUCCUGGACACCAUCGGAACGCAGGACCUUUUCACAUACUCGCCCAGUUAUCUGAAGCCGGAGGGUCAGCUAAUAAACGUAGGCAAUUUCGAAGGGCCAGUCAUAACCGUCUGGCGAUCAAUCACAAACAGGUUGACACCAGUCAUCUUCGGAGGAGUUCCCCGAGAUUACCUGAUGAUCAGCGUGGCACCAACGGAGGAGAAGGCUGCGAAUUUAGCACGAAUGGUGGAGGAAGGAACGCUUAAGGUCAUAGUGGAUGAUGUUGUGGAAUUUGAGGAUGUUGUGCAGGCAUACCAUAGGUUGAUGAGACGCGACGCGAAGGGGAAGAUCAUUGCAAAGGUCCAUACAGACUAGAAAAAUAGGUCAUCAAUACGACCGCGCAUAAUGCAACGCACCCCAUUGCGAAUCUGACCCGUCUGCCCAGGAAAAGUUCUCUCUGACCUUAUUCAAACUGGGCGAGAUGAGCGAAUGUUAUUCCACUGAGAUGAUGCACAACUCCACCUCUGAUAAGUAAUGACUGGGAGGAUUGGAGUGGAGCUUCGAUUCUGCCGGGUGACGGUACUGUGGAAUUAGAUGAGGAGCCCUGAAUGGACGUAUGGGGAGGCUCAAAAAAGGGAAGGAGGAACGUCGGUGCCGAAAAAAAAUCCUGUAACAAUGCGGAGAUGCUGAAGUCAAAUUCCAGAAACUCAUACCAAAACGCAGUUCACUGGGUGAUAA